ACAAUAUCAGAUUUUGAUUAUCCUUCCAAUCUACCCCUCACCACUUGUCACCAAACCAAAUCAAAUUAUAUCUCUUCACUCAUUUCUACACUCUUAGUUAGGUUCUAGUUCUACCCUCCACACGUGUCAACCAGUUUUGGAACCAGGUCAUCACCGACUACAGGUCCAAAGCUGUCAACUCCCAACCAAAUUUUGACACGUUUUGAACUCACGUUAAAGGAAUUGUCAACUCUUUUAAGAGUAAGAGAGAGAGCCAAGUCACUCAACCAUCCUUUUAAAAAUCUCAACUUUAUACCACUUCUUGCCUCUCUUGUAUAUAUAUAUAUAUAUAUAUAUAAACGGUAAACCCUCUGUAAUAACAAACUUAAUAGACCAACAAACCUCUCUUCUUCAUUUUCAGCACACCAAAUGGACUGGACUCGAGGUCACGCCAUAGGCCAUGGCUCCACAGCCACCGUCUCCCUGGCUACUACCAUCCCGUCAGGUGAUGUCUUUGCCGUCAAGUCCACACAGAUUUCCCAAUCCGAAUUCUUACAAAGGGAGCAAAAAAUUCUUUCUUCUUUAAAUUCUCCCCAUAUAGUUAGCUACAAGGGUUGUGAUAUUACUAGUGAGAACAGCAAGUUGAUUUACAAUCUUCUUAUGGAGUAUGCACCUGGCGGCUCGCUUACCGACGCUAUUCACCGACACGGUGGCAGGCUAGACGAGUCUAUGAUCGCGUGCUACGCACGUCAAAUAUUACAAGGUCUGGAGUAUCUACAUUCUAAUGGGCUGGUACAUUGUGACAUUAAGGGUAGAAAUAUUAUGAUUGGCAAAGAUGGCGCCAAAAUUGCAGAUUUCGGAUGUGCCAAGUGGGAUUCAGAGGAGAGGCAGAGUGGUGGCACGCCGAUGUUUAUGGCACCUGAGGUGGCGCGUGGGGAACACCAGGGGUUUUCUAGUGACAUAUGGGCAGUUGGGUGCACUGUUAUUGAAAUGGCCAGUGGUGGUGCACCCUGGCCGGACGCCACUGACCCAGUAACGGUUCUUUACAGGAUUGCUUACUCUUGUGAAUUACCAGAGUUUCCAGAUGUUCUAUCAAAUCAAGCAAAGGAUUUCUUGUCAAAGUGUUUAAGAAGAGAUCCAAAAGAGAGAUGGACAGCUACUCAACUUCUUAAGCAUCCAUUUCUUGGAGAAUUCAGUUCUUCUACAAAGCAAAUUCAAGAAUCAAAUUCUCCCACAAGUAUUCUCGAUCAAGGUAUCUGGAACUCAGUGGAAGAAAGUUUGGGAAAUCUGAUCCAUUCAAGUUCCCAGGAGGACUCCGUUAGUGAGAGAAUCAGAGGGUUGACGUGUUCCUCGGGGCCCAGUUGGGACUGGGAUGGGAGUUGGAUGACAAUUAGAGGGAACAACAAUGAGGAAAGCAAUGCAAUUAUGGAUGACAUUGAAGGCAAAGAUGAUAUGAUUUGUGGGUCAGUAGUGGAUUCGUUUAGUGGUAGCUUGGAGGAGCAAGAAAGAUAUGUUAAUAAUAAUAGUGCGAAUUUGUUGGAUUUCUUAAACAACAAUAUUAGUAAUUCUUGUACAUAUAAAAAGGACUCUGUUGUAAUUAGCAGUAACCUCAAUUUUCAGAGGGACAAAGAUAGGCUGUUACUUCCUUCAAUCACAAGUUCUUGCUAUUUAUUAUCAUAAAUUUACCUCUUGUC
Pistacia vera is the source of this 1673-nucleotide messenger RNA. Its product is annotated as mitogen-activated protein kinase kinase kinase 18-like. The record is from RefSeq and is a predicted model, not a curated record. Bases 409 to 1659 code for a protein of 416 amino acids. Gene Ontology annotation, biological process: protein phosphorylation. Gene Ontology annotation, molecular function: protein kinase activity; ATP binding. The transcript has a single exon. NCBI's taxonomy places the organism in Eukaryota, Viridiplantae, Streptophyta, Magnoliopsida, Sapindales, Anacardiaceae.